GUACGUAUCAGCAGAUUGCUCCGCUAAUUUAUUUUGUAAACCGCAUUCGCAUUGUUUGUACUUGAGAAAAUGAGCUUGCAAGAUGAGAGUUUUCCGGAAGACGAUAUAUUUAAUAAACUAAACGGAUCAAAGCACGAUCACGAGUCACAACUUAGUAGUAUACCCGAACGACGACGACCGUUGACGCCAUUUUUAAACAGCGACUGCUCUGAGGCGGACCACUCCUACACGGAGGCGGCGAACACCAGUGGAAAGACCUGUGUGAGCGAUCCAACGGGCCUCGACCAGGCGGAUGCAGAUGGCGAAGAUGGGGAGGACGAUGGAAAGGACGUCAAUGCUCAGCUGGGUACGAGUCGGAGCACAAAGGCGUUCUCCUAUCAGGAUAUACACUCGAAGGCGACGAAGCGGCGCUACAAGCACGUCACGAGCAAAGUUUCGCAAUACAUUGCUGCCAUACAGGCACAGGAUCAGAAGCGUCGCACCAAACCAAACACAUUUCAGAGGCAUCGCUCAAUGCCAGAGACGCUGACGCCAAAGGCAAUGCCCCGAGAGGUGCAUUACAGUGCCGAGGAGCUGCGUACCGCCAAAGAGUCGAGCUCGACCAACAACAAUAGCAGCGAAGGUGACGCGCAGACGUCAACGGAUCGAGACGAGAGCUAUGAGCGUCUCCUGAACGAAAAGGAUCGCAUGCAGAGCUACAAUGAGUAUUUGCAGGCACAGCUGCAUAAGGAACUUGACGAGAAAAUAUUACUGAGACGCAACUUCGAGGCCGUACGUAUCGAAUUAGAUGACCACAAGCUGAUGCUGAAGCGCCAGAAUUGUGUUAAUUACGCCCGGGGUGGCCAACAACGUCAUUCGCUCGGCUCCCUCAUCUAUUGUCCGGUCAGUAUUGAGAAAAGCACACAAACCGAACACAUCUCGAUGCCAGGCCAGCUGCCGAGUCUGCCCGAAACCCUGCCACCCAGCGCCAAGAAUCUUACGUUCGACAGCAGCGGCUUAAGCGCUGGCUCCAGCGAAGUGGCGCUCCUAAGUGUGGGCCCCGCACCUAACAAUAAUAAUAAUAAUGCUAACAGGAAAACUAAUGCCAACAUCCAACCGCUUGCAUUGAAUUUUAGCAACGAUAGCGUCGAAAUGGACUCCCACGGCAAUGUUGAAUCCAAUGCCGGGACAGUUCAAGCUGCCAGCUCGUCUAAUCGCAACAGCCAUCCGAGCAGCAAUGAUUCGGCGAUUGAGGUGGAAGUGGAGCUGAGAUCGCCGACACCCGAUGCAUCCCGAUAUCGACGUAAUUCUAUCAUAUUUAUACCAACGGAGGUGGCCGAUCAACGAGAACGUGAGCGUGAACGCGUUUAUUACUUUGACAAGCGCUCGAAUCGCGUCAUUGAGCUGGAGAAGGUGAGUUCCCUGAGCAAUGAGGAUCCGUCGAGGGAAAAUGUUGUAUUCUUCCGCAGGAAGCGUUCGCUGCGAUCGCGUUUUUUGCGCAUCUUUGGACCAUGUGUGAGCUGCCAGGAUGCGAAUAACUCUGAAUUCAAUCAAACAACUUAUUCAGAGAUGCCGCUGCUGGGAAAAAGUUACGCACAAAACUGCAGUUCGCAUUGAAUACCCAAUUCUUUCCGAGCAUUUCGCAGACAAUAAUUGGAAUAACUUUUGUGGUUAGCAAAAGUAUUUGUCCAAUCGUUUCUGUAUAUAUGCUUCUAUUUGUAUUUAUAUUCGUGCUGCUGGUCUAUGCCUAUAUUUUAAUUUAUUUAUUUAUUACAUUUAUUAGUGUAGUUUACAAGUUUUAGUCGA
This is a messenger RNA of Scaptodrosophila lebanonensis, 1785 nucleotides long. Its product is annotated as protein swallow. NCBI's taxonomy places the organism in Eukaryota, Metazoa, Arthropoda, Insecta, Diptera, Drosophilidae. Bases 70 to 1596 code for a protein of 508 amino acids. The record is from RefSeq and is a predicted model, not a curated record. The transcript has 3 exons.